UUCACGGUGAGGCUGCGUCGCUCGAGUCGGUGAAAUAAUGGACUAAUUCGUGUUACAAAAGCCAUCGUGAUCGGAUAAAAACGUGUUUAAAAGUUGCCCCAAUCCACGGUGCAAGCAGAUGAUUUUGAAGGGCUGAUCCAGCGAUAGAGAGAGAGAGAAAAAAAAAUAACAAGGCGAACAACCGAAAGCAGGUAGAAAAAGCAGACACACCAUGUCAGAACCACAGGUCGAGUCCAUAGAAAAACAGCACCGUUCGCGUUCCAAGACGCCCAUCUUCAACUUGCGCGUCAGUGCGGAACGUGAGCAGAACGGGGCAGAUGCCUCGCCCGGCCGCAAAGUACAUAAAAAACCAACCGUUGGCAUGAUCGAAGAAAAGGAUGAACUACAGUCCGGUCAGUCUUCGGAGAAAUCUGGCCCACCGACCGGUGGACAGACUCGUAGCACUGCGGUGCGCAAAACGCGCGUCGUAACGUCCGAUUAUUCCUCGGAUGAUAUAUCCCCAGAGCGGGUACGAGCGGCUGCUGCUGCAGUCCUCGUUGCAAGUGCCAACGAGCAGUUGGCCAAAACGACCGCACAGUUGUCGCAAUCUACCGUUACGACCACCUCGACCAUAACAACAUCAGUCGUCAUGCGUGGUCAGCAGCAAGAGCAAACACAAAAGAGCACAGCCUCGAAAGUGGUCGUGAAUGACUCCGCAGUUGCUUCAAGCUCACCAAAGAAAGAUGCCGCUGGACCACAGAUCACUGCGCUUCCGACAGCUGGCGUAACGCAGGAGUCGAAGAUGGGCACCGCUAAAAAGGCCACCACAGGCAUUCGCACGAGCACACCGAAAAAUGCGGCCCCGGUCACGCGCUCCUCGACAAAGGCGGCGCUCACUCCGGAGGAACUGCAGCAAUUCGUUGCCUACAAAGAGUACCGGGAAGCGGGUGAAUAUUGGAACAAGUACCCAAAAACCGAUUACACCUACUCCGAGCUGUCGCCACACCGCCGUGAGCUGGCCCAGGGAAUGGUUGCCAUGCCGAACAUGUCGCGCCCAAGUCUCUUCAAACACGCCGAACGCGUCCAGACGAUGAUCCAGCGUGAUCCGAUGCGCGAGGCGUACAUUCGUGAACGGUACGCCGCGGGUAAUCUGUUUGGCACCCGCCGGCAGGAUUCGGAUUCGUACGAUUCGACCGACGAACUCGACGGCGCUGACUAUCGGCGGCAGUUACACUUCAACGCAGAAGGUCGAUCGAUCGUCAGUCGGUUCUUCCUUUCGAUCGUGACGUUCCUCUACAGUAGCUUCCACUCGUUCCGAUCGCUGUUCGUGAAAAGGACGGAUGAGCGCCAACAGUACUAUACGCGCAUCGAGGAUGAACGAGGUUUCUUCACUCGCGUGUACGGACACGUUGCGUCGUUCUUCAUCAGCGUGUUCAAGCGCAUCUAUCUGCUGAUCUCUUCCGUACUCUUCCUGGACGCCUGGUUGCUGCAGACGGUAGCCACCGGCACUGAGCAGCAGCAACAGGCGGUCGGUCAACGGAAGCGCCGCUAUUUGCUGUUUCUGCUCGUACUGUUGCCAUUCUUGCUGAUCGGAGCCUACCUCUUGGCGGACGAAGAGCAAACCAUCGUACUGCCGGCAUCAUCGCGUGCCACGUUAGCACUGUCAUCGCUGUCGCGGGUCCUUCCGGACGGUAUUAAGAAUGCGGAAGCGACCGUAGAACAGCUUUACCAGUACGUUAGUAGCGCAACGAUCGAUAGUUGGCCGACGCUCAGUUUACCCACCGUCGGCUGGUCGAUCGUGCCAUCCUUUGCCUGGUUAACGAACUUUGCGUGGCCCUGGUGGCCUCGAAGCACUACCAGUAACAAUCCGGAAACGUCAGCACUUCGCGAUACUUUGCGGAAAACUCUCAGCAGGGAAGAAUACAACGAGCUAAUGCAUCACAUCGAUGCAUACAUUGAUGGGCUGAUGGAGCAGAAGUACGCCUCUAGGAUGGCCAGCCCGGAGAGCCCGCCAAAGGAAGGUGCUGUUACGCCGGAAAUAACGGUACACAUGGCGCACGUUAUCGAGCAAAGUUUAAAGUCAUACAACUAUCAGCUCACGGAUAGUGACGUGGAAAAGGUGGCACAGCAAGUGCACCAAACGCUUCUGCUCAGUUACCCCGCGUUGUUUGAACAAGGCUCUAAGGAGGAACCGGCGGACAGCAAAGUUACGCUGACGAAGGAAUACAUUGCGCAGAUACAGCGAUUAGUUGAGCAGCAGAUAAGCGUUACCAACAACCAGUACGUUAUCACGGGACCACAGUUGGAAGAUCUCCUCACGAGGAUACUUGCGUCCGAGGGACUUCUCACGCUAAUCGAUCAAAGAAUCGACACGAAGCACGGGGAGGCCAGUCGCGUCGCUAGCGAACAGCGCGAUGCGCUUGUCGAUGCGUUGCGCAAGGAACUGACCGAUAUUAAAGAUCACUUCAACGAGCAACUGUUGAGCAGUAGCUUACAGUGGGAAGAACGGUUACGUCUCGUCUCGCAAAACCAGGCGCAACUUGACGAUCAGCUGCGUGCGUAUCGAUUAGAGAAUGAUCGGCUCUACCAAAAGCUGCUGGCCGAUCUCGAUGGCCGGCUAGGAGCGCUGCGUACCGAACGCUUUGAGGGCAUCAAUCGGGUGGUCCGGGAAAACAUUCUCACCAUUCUCGGUCUCAACGUGCAACAGGACAUCCCUGACGGUGAUCUUCGAUCGUGGAUCAACGGCGUGUUCGUGGCACGGGAACACUUGGAGCAACGGUUGGUGGAGUUGCGUGAAACGGUGAAGGCCGAUCGUCAGUCAGAUAUUGAACAAAAUGCUGCUCGCCUAAUGAAGGACAUUGGGGAUCAAAUCCGAUCGGAGAUGUUGGCACGCUUCGAAGAAGUGCGAUCGGAAACCGUUGACGCUGUCCGAACUAAAACGGACAGCUCCGAUGAUGGUGGCAGUGGUGGUGGUGGCGGGACAUUGACUGAGGAUGACGUUAAGCGGAUUGUGCGUGAUGCACUCGUCAUCUACGAUGCCGAUAAGACGGGGCGCGUCGAUUACGCACUGGAGACGGCCGGUGGUCAGGUGCUUUCGACACGCUGCACCGAAAACUAUAAGUCCCAUUCGGCCGAGUUUCGCAUCUUUGGCAUACCGAUCUGGUAUCCCUCCAAUACACCGCGCACCGUUAUUUCACCCACGAUGGAACCCGGGCAGUGCUGGGCAUUUCAAGGAUUCCCCGGUUAUCUGGUCAUACAAUUAAACACCCGAAUAGUCGUGACGGGUUUCACGCUGGAGCAUAUCUCUAAGCUGCUUGUAGCCAACGGAUCGAUUAGUUCUGCCCCGAAAGCGUUUACCGUUUGGGGUCUACAAAAUCUAAACGACCCCGAUCCCGUGCUCCUGGGCAGCUAUGAGUAUCGGGACGUGCCGGACAGCAGCCUCCAGUACUUCCCGGUGCAGAACAAACAGUGGCAGGAACCGCUGCAGAUCGUCGAGCUACGUAUCGAGUCGAACCAUGGCAACGUGCACUACACGUGUCUGUACCGGUUUCGGGUGCACGGCACCAAGACUUAGGACGAGAGAGACCGGAACCAGGAAAGGGAAUGUGUCUUUUUCGCGCAACGCCCGCUAAGUGUCAUUUGCCAGCAGCUACAACGAAUUUGUUGCAACAGGUCCUGCCCCUUUGUACCCGUUAGAGGUACAUUUCUUUUUAUGUGAAUUUUAUGUAUUUAUUUGUCACUUUCGUCCACUUCUUUACGUCUUACUUUUACACAUCGAUUGGUUUCGCGUAGGAACUUGCCCAUCGCAGCGAAACCGAUCGAGCGUCGUCGUCUGGCUGGCGUUUAGUGUAUUGUAUUGAUGUCCUUUUAAGAUGUAAACUUUUUAAUACUGUUUUGUUGUUCGUUUUUAUUUAACUCUCAAUGCACGCAAUACCAUUGAUUAAGAUUAACAA
This is a messenger RNA of Anopheles cruzii, 3932 nucleotides long. RefSeq names its product klaroid protein (gene koi). The record is from RefSeq and is a predicted model, not a curated record. Gene Ontology annotation, cellular component: nuclear envelope; meiotic nuclear membrane microtubule tethering complex. The transcript has 6 exons. NCBI's taxonomy places the organism in Eukaryota, Metazoa, Arthropoda, Insecta, Diptera, Culicidae. Gene Ontology annotation, biological process: nuclear envelope organization. Bases 212 to 3553 code for a protein of 1113 amino acids. Gene Ontology annotation, molecular function: protein-membrane adaptor activity.